Limulus polyphemus (Atlantic horseshoe crab) is the source of this 313-nucleotide messenger RNA. Its product is annotated as eIF-2-alpha kinase activator GCN1-like. The record is from RefSeq and is a predicted model, not a curated record. The annotation marks the transcript as partial. Lineage: Eukaryota; Metazoa; Arthropoda; Merostomata; Xiphosura; Limulidae. The transcript is spliced from 4 exons.
AAUCCUUCAAGUAUAGAACACUUUUUAGAAGUUCUGGAAACCUGUGAACCAGCUGUUAGUAUACUGAUCAUGUGGGGGACUCUGGUGAAAUACCUGACUGGUUCUAAAUCUUCCACGGCCAUAAUAAAACACAAGAGACAAUUUUUGGAGUUGUUCACUAAAAUCGUAUUAGGAAGCAAAACGAAGCCUUCUUUGUUUACUUUGGAACAUAGCCGAUAUCUGCUUCGUCAAGUGAGUCAUGAUGACUUCAAAGAGUUACUACUUCCAGCACUUCAGAAGGCCAUGCUUAGAAACCCUGAAGUUAUUCUAGAGA